AUGGUGGACAUCCUCCUCCCGCGGCCGCUCCCGGGCGCCAUGGGGGAGCCCUCCAAGAGGCGGCCGGGGCUGGCCCUGUGCGCGGGCUGCGGGGGCCGCAUCCAGGACCCCUUCCUGCUGCGGGUGUCGCCGGACCUGGAGUGGCACGUCGCCUGCCUCAAGUGCGCCGAGUGCGGGCAGCCCCUGGACGAGACCUGCACAUGCUUCCUGCGCGACGGCAAGGCCUACUGCAAACGGGAUUAUAGCAGGCUCUUCGGCAUCAAGUGCGCCCAGUGCCGGGCGGCGUUCAGCAGCAGCGACCUGGUGAUGCGCGCCCGCGACCACGUCUACCACCUGGAGUGCUUCCGCUGCGCCGCCUGCGGCCGCCAGCUCCUGCCCGGGGACCAGUUUUGUCUGCGGGAGCGCGACCUGCUCUGCCGCGCCGACCACGGGCCGCCCCCCGACGGCGCCGUCGCCCGCGGACCGCGCAGUCCCGCGAUGCCGCCGGCCGCCGCCGCGCACCUCGCAGAGCCGGUGCCCGGGCGACCGCCCGCCCCGCGGCCGCCGGCGCACAAGGCGGCGGAGAAGACCACCCGCGUGCGGACGGUGCUGAACGAGAAGCAGCUGCACACGCUGCGGACCUGCUACGCCGCCAACCCGCGCCCCGACGCCCUCAUGAAGGAGCAGCUUGUGGAAAUGACGGGGCUCAGUCCCCGCGUCAUCCGCGUCUGGUUCCAGAACAAGCGCUGCAAGGACAAGAAAAAGUCCAUUCUCAUGAAGCAGCUCCAGCAGCAGCAACACAACGACAAGACGAGCCUGCAGGGCCUCACCGGGACGCCGCUGGUGGCCGGCAGCCCCAUCCGCCACGAGAGCGCCGUGCAGGGCAGCGCCGUGGAGGUUCAGACCUACCAGCCGCCCUGGAAGGCGCUCAGCGAGUUCGCCCUGCAGAGCGACCUGGAGCAGCCCGCCGCCUUCCAGCAGCUGGUCUCCUUCUCCGAGUCCGGCUCCUUGGGCACCUCCUCCGGCAGCGACGUGACCUCGCUGUCCUCCCAGCUCCCCGACACCCCCAACAGCAUGGUACCCAGCCCGGCCGAGACGUGA
Molecule: messenger RNA, 1080 nt
Organism: Pyrgilauda ruficollis (rufous-necked snowfinch)
Lineage: Eukaryota; Metazoa; Chordata; Aves; Passeriformes; Passeridae
Gene: ISL2
Product: ISL LIM homeobox 2
Exons: 6
Coding region: 1-1080 (359 amino acids)
Biological process (GO): axonogenesis; neuron fate specification; positive regulation of transcription by RNA polymerase II
Cellular component (GO): nucleus
Molecular function (GO): DNA-binding transcription factor activity, RNA polymerase II-specific; cis-regulatory region sequence-specific DNA binding
Source: RefSeq, a predicted model, not a curated record